Molecule: messenger RNA, 737 nt
Organism: Punica granatum (pomegranate)
Lineage: Eukaryota; Viridiplantae; Streptophyta; Magnoliopsida; Myrtales; Lythraceae
Source: RefSeq, a predicted model, not a curated record
UCUGAAUUCACAUUCAUAUUCCCCUCUGCCAUCAAUCAGCCAAAGCCAGAGCUGAUUCUAGCCAGAGCAAUAUCUUUCUAGUUCUGAUACUGGGCGAACAUCUCAAAGAACUGAAGGAAAAGUUUGAGAUUUUCAGAUGGAUGGAGCAGAAGAGCAGCAGAGCAAGUCGAGAGUCGUGAAGAUUGACUCUGCUCAGACAUGGGAUUCCUAUGUCAAUCAAGCCACCAACGAAGGCUGCCCUGUCGUGGUCCACUUCUCUGCAUCAUGGUGCAUGCCUUCCGUGGCAAUGAACCCGAUCUUCGAGGAACUCGCCUCGAGCUAUCCGGAUGUUCUGUUCCUCACAGUCGAUGUCGAUGAUGUCAAGGAGGUAGCAAGCAGAAUGGAGGUGAAGGCGAUGCCAACGUUCCUGCUGAUAAAGAACGGAGCUCCUGUGGACAAGCUCGUGGGUGCCAACCCUGACGAGAUCAGGAAACGGAUCGACUUCUUUGUCCAGUCCACUCCAGCACAUAUCGCUUAGGUCCCGAUUGAUGUCCGUUUCAAUCCGAAAAUGGCCAAAUAAACAGUAAGUCAGUCAGUGAUUGUUGCUAUGUGAGCUUGAUCUUGUUUAAGCAAAUAUCUCGGAAAUCUGUACAUGUUAUUUGUUUCAAUAGCGUGGAUUGACAAGUCCCUGGAAGACUCCCGAUAUUGUCUGUUAAUUAUGUAUCUUUUUCUAUUAAGGAACCUCAUUUUAUUGUGAA